AUGUCUGUCUCUGACGACUUCAGCAGCCUCCCUCCCGUGGUGAGUGUGAGCACCAACGUGGCGGUGCUGACCCCGCCUUCGGCGCGCUAUGCUCUCACCACGGGCGAGCUGGCGGAGUGCUUCCUCAGCGCACGACGCAGCAGCAUCCACACACAGCCGCCACCUUCAGACGCCAAGGCAAUACAAAAGGCACAGGAGCGCCUCGACGCCUUCCACUCUUCCCAGAUCAACCCUUUCCUCUACGGCUACAUGUACCCCGGCCAGGACAUUCCUGAGCCAGUGCUGAGCAGCAUCCGAAAACUCUGCAUCAACGCUAGCGGUGCCUGGGCGGCGCGGUGCCAGCGACUCGCCUUCGACGUUCUCACAACAGAGCUGCAGGCGAAGGCGUCCAACGUUAUUCCGCGCACCAACCACGACGACCCGAUCGGACUGGCGCAGCUGCGCCGUGUUCUGCCCACGCUCAAGUACGUGCCGAAAAUGAGCGUGACGAACCCGCACUCUCGGUUUGUGGGCAGCUGCGUCGACGACAUCGCCGAGAACGCGCAGGCGUUCACUGCGACGGUCACCGUGCAGAACAACGGCUCGCAUCCUUUCACGGUCGAGAUCGCGCAGACGCAGACUGUCAUUGACGGCGUGCUGGCGGAGGACAAGUUCAUGGAGGCGAAACUGGAGAAGGCGGAGUUGCACCGUGGAGAGUCCGUGGACGUGCGCCUUGUUAUGCAACAGCCCCCACACGCUGUGCUGUGGGAGUAUGAACAGGUGUUGGUGCUUUCUGUGAACGGCAUCCUCAAGUAUUUUGUGACCUUCGCGGUCAUUUCGCCGAAGCAGGACCUGUUCAAGCAGCGUCUACCGGGGUGCCUUCCACUGACGGUGCUGGAGUCCCCCCUCGGAGAGUACAGCGCCCCUCUCAUGCUGCAGGUGUUGAAGCACGCGUUCAUUCGGCAGCAGGGGUACACCAGCCCCGCCGUCGUGCAUCUGCUUCUUGGCAAGGCCGUCAACUACCGCACCCACAACGAGCUCGUCAUGUCAGAGACGAUGCGCCUGACGAAGGCGCUGAUUGAUCAGAUGAACAUGACCGCGACAAUCUCCAGUUACUGGGCCUCGCUGCCAGACGCCAAGAAGGCACCGCUUUCGCGCCAGUACCAACCGCCGGUGUCCUCUGCACAGCCAGCGCGCUACGCCCCAGGGUCAGACAAGCUGGGCUCAUCCAACGUCGCUACCGCCGAGGCCCUCUUCCCCAACAGCGCGACGCGCUUGCCAGAGGUGCUGCAGCGGUCACCGCCGGCGGUCAUCAUGGGGGCCAUCCUCAUCUGGCUGGCGCAGAUGGACAUCAACGUCUUCGACUCGUCCUUCUUCAACUGCGACCCCGUUGGAUACAUGCAGGGCAUGCCGCCGUACCUUCGCGGCAUCCUGCUCUGGAUACUUGACCUGUGCUGCGGCCUUCUGGCGAACGAGAAGGUGAAUGGGGUGAACGAGCGGGUGCUGGCCUUGACGUUUGCGGCUGUGCUCAUGCGGCGCAACCCUCCGCAGUACGACAUAGAGGAGACAGAGGCUUUCUCUGACGCGCAAGCUGGCUUUGACUCCGCUAGCAGUGGUGGUGGUACUAGUGGCAGCGGCAACACAGCCACUGCCGUAUCCUUCUCCACUGACGUUGCCUUUCAUCAGAACGCCGUGACCGCGAUACUGCACUGGAUUUCCAUCUACCGCGUCAAGUAUGCGAAGAGGAUGAAGUAG
Molecule: messenger RNA, 1734 nt
Organism: Leishmania mexicana MHOM/GT/2001/U1103
Lineage: Eukaryota; Euglenozoa; Kinetoplastea; Trypanosomatida; Trypanosomatidae
Exons: 1
Coding region: 1-1734 (577 amino acids)
Source: RefSeq, a predicted model, not a curated record